UCAAUGAUUGUCAGGAUGCAUUUAAACACAAUCAAGAUGGCAUAUGCCAUUUCAAAUAAAUUGGCUGCAAACAAGAUCAAUAAACUAUCUUCAAGGAUUAAAUAAAAAUAAUCUGUAGAAGAUGUUCAUAAUCUAUAAGAUUUCUUAACUACUUAAAUUUAAGAGAGUAUCUAUCUCAUUUAUUUAAAUUAGAUAAGCUCUAUAAUACUAUUCAUAGAACAUCCAAAUAUGAUGAUGGUUUUGAUGAAUUUUUAACAGAAUAUAAAAAGAAACAUAAAAAUAUUUUAGAUUUGACUCAUUAUGCAGCAUCUCCUUUGAAUAAAACUAAUUAACUUAGAGAAGAGGAAUUUAGAUAAUUAUAAGCAUUUCUUGACAAAAGAAAAAAAUAAUUAAAAGAUCAUAUUAUUACAGAUAAAGACAAUCUAAAUGAUGAUUUUGAUCCUGAUACUGAUGAAUUCAUUGAAAACAAAGGAUAAUUCUCAUAUCCUAAAAAAGUUAAUCGAACAGGUUUCAAAAUUAGUGAUUAAUUCUUUACCGUCCUUAUUGAUAGAGACACUAAUACUUAAGUAACUACUUUAUAAAGAAUCAAUUCAUUUAGACAAUUAAUAUUUAUUGGAAAUGGAAAUGGUGUUAUAGGAUAUGGGUAUAAUAAUAUUCAAUAAUAAAUAUAGAAAAGGAAAAGGUAAAGAUUUUUAAACUGCCUUAAUAAGAGCUAAAAUAGAUGCUAAAAGAAAUCUAGUACCUAUAAGUCUAGAUUUAUGGCAUACUUGUCCAAUUCCACUUACAGGAAGAUUCAAUGAUGCAGAAAUAGAAAUAAAUCCAAGACCAUUAGGAUUCAAUGCAUAUGGUAAUCCUUAAAUAGCAUCAAUGUUAAUGUUGACUGGAAUUCAUCAUUGUAGUUUCAAAGUUAGAUCUAGAAAUUAAGUUCCUUAUUCUUUACUUUAUGCAUUUAUGUAAGCAGUAACUAAGUAAAUUAUAUUAAACUUAUAAUUUUUUAAGUAAUACUUCAGCUGAAGAAGUGAGUGAAGCAUGUGGUAUGAAAAUUUAUAGACAAAAUUGGGGUAAGAAAAUUGGUAGAACAGCUCCAUUAACAUUUGAUGGUAUUUGAGU
Molecule: messenger RNA, 1110 nt
Organism: Paramecium pentaurelia
Lineage: Eukaryota; Ciliophora; Oligohymenophorea; Peniculida; Parameciidae
Source: the annotation of a GenBank genome assembly